AUGGCAUCUUGCCGUAUCCCCGCCCUGAGGCACCUCGUUACCUCUUCGGCGCGCGCCUUCCGCGCCUCGAACCAGCGGCGCUGGGCCCAGGUUCAUGACGUGCGCUUCCUCGCUACAACUCAGCAGCCCCGUGCCGUUAUCGAAAAAUAUCGCGCCAAGCUCGACCAAAAGGCUCGCGAGCAGGGUCUCUCGAACAUUGACGAGCUCAAGGCCGUGUAUGCGGACAAGAUCCAAGAUCAGAAGAAGAAGGACGCCAUCUCUGUCCCUGGGCUGGAUGACCUCCUCAACGAUGAACCCGCGCCUACGAACCCUUCUACGGCUACAGCGUCCCCAGAUGCGACUGCUGCGCAAAAGCAAGCGCCUGUUCCCGGUUCAUCGGGCAACGGCGUCAAAUCCCUUGACGAGAUCCUCGACCUCCCCAAGGCCCGCGAGCUGCCAGACAAGGAGCUGACGGCAAUCUGGCGUCUCCGCCAUGCUUCCGACCCUUCUUCCCUUUGCGCCGUGAUCCCCGCCUCGACGUAUCGAUCGAUGGAGGCCCUCGCCAAGCAGAACCCGCAGUUCAUCCUACCCGUCCCGCACGAGUCGCAGGGCGCCGAAAUCCACUUCCUGCAGUGGGUGUUUGACCCGGCCUCGAAGACAGCAACCGCCAUGUUCACGCAGCUGGCCGAGUUCAAGGCGCGGGGCGAAUAUGCGCAACCUCAUACAACCGUUACCCACCAUACCGACCUCGCAGAUGACAGGGGACUUGUUUUGAUGCACGGCAAGGUGUCGGAGGACCGAGGCGUCAAGACAGAACAUGCACAGUGGCUCGUCAUGUGCCUACAGAGAUUCUACGGUGAGGCUGAGGGCAAAGAGAGGGCGGCGGAAAGGAAAAAGCUGUUGGAAUGGUUCCGAACGGGUGACGAAAGGUUCAGCGUCGAAAAGUUGAUGGAGGAGGCUGAGCGGAUCGGUUAA
Molecule: messenger RNA, 954 nt
Organism: Colletotrichum truncatum
Lineage: Eukaryota; Fungi; Ascomycota; Sordariomycetes; Glomerellales; Glomerellaceae
Product: f1f0 atp synthase assembly protein
Biological process (GO): mitochondrial proton-transporting ATP synthase complex assembly
Cellular component (GO): mitochondrion
Source: RefSeq, a predicted model, not a curated record